CCGCUCAGGUGGCGAAGCUUGACGCAGUUUCUGAUCUACCAGGCACAGACCAGGUACCGCUCGAGGUUCAAGUUGAGAAACUGAUACGCCACCACAACCACACGUCGCCACAACACAAACGAGGAAGAUGACAAGCGCCGGCUUCGCAACAGCAUCAGGAGGAGGUUUGUUCAAGACGUUGGGUCUUGCCAUAUUGGCACUGACGGUGAUACUUCAGAUUCUGGAACAGUCAGGGUUGGAUGCUCGUUCUUUCUUGGGAGAUUUCAGCUGCAAUGGUGUCAUUGUCACUACAGAAUCCUACAGCAGCAACAGCACAAAUGCAACGGAUUCCCUUUCUUCCAGCAAUUAUACCACCCCCAGCAUUGAAAGCAAUGACAAUCAAUUAUCUUCCUUAUCCUUAUCCAAGAGACCCAGCACCGUUUAUUUUCAAACAGAUUUGGCCCAAAUGGCAAGAGAAGAAGAAAAUGGCAAAUUUUUCAUCUCUUAUCUGCAAGGCUCUGGAUUAGGAAGUCAGUUCAUCUACAUGAUUUCCCAGAAGAUCUAUGCUCAAGAUAAUGAUCGAGUCUUUAUGGCUGAUGACUCUUUGUAUGGGUAUCGAUGGGAUGAAGCCACGGGAGUCUUGAAUGGGUUUUUUAGACCCUCUUUCCCCGUCAUUACUGCACAAGAUUAUUCUACCAUUGAGAAGGUGUGGAACGUUCCCAACUACAAGGAAGGUAUCACCUUCAACAAGAAACUGGGAUAUUCCAAUGCCUACACCAGUGGGAAAGCCGUUCAACGAAAAAACAAUGACCCCAUGAUGAUUUUCCAUACCACAAGAUCCGAAUUUCGACUGCAUUUUCGCAAAUCGUACGGAAAUGGAGGAAACAAACUCUACCAUCGCAUGGUAUCCGAAGCAUGUGCCAAUUUACAGUUUAAUGAUCAAGCCUACGCAGAAAUACAACGGAUCAAACAGCAAGCCAAUAUACCCGAUCUCACAGCUACCCCUUCUGUCGCCUUUCAUGUCCGACGCGGGGAUAAGACCGAUACGAAGGAAUCCAAAGCUUUCUCGGGAAUGGCAUACGUGGAUCGAUUCCUCAUGAACCUGGAAAACAAUCAACACAGCAAUAUCACCAAAUCUUCCAUUCGAACGUGCUUUGUGGCAACAGGAGAUUAUCGUGCCGUCCAAGAAAUUCAAGAGGCACUCCAAAAACGUAAAGUACGCUGUACCCUACACACCCUUACACCACCUCAAACUACGGGUGCUGUCAAGGCAUAUGCGAAUUCGGAUCGAGAAGCGACCCUCCAAUUCUUGGCCGAAUUGUCCUUGUUGCUCGAAGCAUCCUACUUCGUCGGAACGUUCAACUCCAAUGUCGGGACAUUGACAGCAGUGCUCCGCAAAUGCGUACAUCCCAAUGCGCCACACUUUGCUCAUUCCUAUGGAGUCGACAAUAACUACUGGAAUUUGAGGUAG
Molecule: messenger RNA, 1450 nt
Organism: Seminavis robusta
Lineage: Eukaryota; Bacillariophyta; Bacillariophyceae; Naviculales; Naviculaceae
Source: the annotation of a GenBank genome assembly